This is a messenger RNA of Alligator mississippiensis (American alligator), 3557 nucleotides long. It is a transcript of the gene CCPG1, whose product is annotated as cell cycle progression 1. The transcript is spliced from 12 exons. Bases 319 to 2766 code for a protein of 815 amino acids. The record is from RefSeq and is a predicted model, not a curated record. Gene Ontology annotation, cellular component: membrane. NCBI's taxonomy places the organism in Eukaryota, Metazoa, Chordata, Crocodylia, Alligatoridae.
AGGCGCCGCCGCCUGCUUGUUGUUUUGUGAAGGCGUCACAAGCCGCCCGCGCCGGCGGACAGCGCCGGGCCCUCCGCCCAGGUGAUUCUGCUCUAACAGAUCUCGCUUUACGAUGGAAGAACGUUGGCGUUUUGUUUAGCCUGGGAUUUGUGCGCUCUUGGAGGAUCACAGGAAGGUAGGGCUGCAACAGACCUCAUGAGCUCAUCUAGUCCAUCCCCCUGCUCAAGGCAGGAGCGUUGCUGACUAAACCAUCCCAGUUACUGUUACAAAGAGGAAUAAAGUUACAGCAGAGAUCCUGUGAUCCAAGAUACUUUGAAAAUGUCUGAAAAUUCCAGUGACAGUGAUUCAUCUUGUGGCUGGACUGUCAUCAAUCAUGAGGGUUCUGACAUAGAAACAGCGGUUUCUGAAAAUGGUGGAACAACUAGUAACCAUGAGUUCGCUUCAGAAGAAUAUAUUACUUUGCAAGAAGAGGAGGAGCAACCGUUAGAUUCAAGCAUAGAAGGCAACAAAGAUGGUGCGUCAUCGAUGGUAGAAACUCCUCUGUCUGCCUUGGAGGAAACCAAAGCAGGUCCUGAGGCAAAGAAAGAAAGUGUGCCUGAUGAUGGUUCCUGUAUUGGGGCUAAUAGUGAUGAUUCUGACAUUGUUACCCUUGAAACACCUAAAGCAGAAGAAGUUCCCACCCAAGAAGAAGCUGUGGUUGAUGAUGAGGAAGCUCAGAGUUCAGAAGAUUUUAACAUGGGUUCUUCCUCUAGCAGUCAGUACACAUUCUGUCAGCCAGAAACGGUCUUUCCCUCUCAGCCUGCUGAUGAUGAAUCAAGUAGUGAUGAAACCAGCAACCAGUCUAGUCCUGCACUGAGAAGGCGACGUGCAAAGAAGAGGUUAGCCUCUAGCUCUGAAUCGGAGGUGGGGCUAUCUAAUGAGCAGGAAAAUGUACCUCCCAAAGAAGAGAGACAGAAGCGCCAGUUCAGUAGCGGCCUUAAUCGGUGCAUUAUACUAGCUUUGGUGAUAGCAGUCAGCAUGGGAUUUGGACACUUUUAUGGUACAAUUCAGAUCCAAAAACGUCAGCAGUUGGUGGAAAAGACGCAUGAAGAUGAGCUGAAUGGAAUGAAGGAUGACCUGUAUCAAUGCCAACAACAGCAAGAAGUAAAAGGAGACCAUAAAGUAGGGUCAUUAAAAGAGGACCUUGCAACAUGUCUGAUAUCUACUGAAGUAGAAAAGAAAUCAUUUGAAUUUCAGAAAAGAAGUCUUGCUACAGAAAAUCAGCACUUAAGGGAAUCUCUUGAGAAUGAAGAGAAAGCUUUGGCCUCACUGCAAGAAGAGUUAAGGAAGUUGAGACAACAAAUUAGGAACUUAGAAGAUAAAGGUACUAGCACAGACUCAAUUGUUAUGGAAAAUCAGAAACUGAAGGAACAUUUAGAAGAGGAAAAGCAAAAGAAUAACAACUUUCUUAGGCAAAAAGAGAUACUUUUUGCAGAAGCACAAAUGCUAAGGAGAGAACUUGACAAAGAACGCCAAAUAACAGAAGCUCUCAAAGAAGAACUAGAGCAAUUAAGUUCCCGUCAGACACCCAGUGAUAUGGACACAGACAGUAUGUUGAGAGAAACUCAAGAAAUAGAAAUUUUGCAGGGAAGACUAGCAGAACUGGAAAAGAAGCUAAAUUUUGAACAACAACGUUCUGAUUUGUGGGAGAAGCUGUAUGUUGAAAUGAAGGACCAAAAUGUAAAACAGGAAGUUGAUGAAAAGGGACAAAAGCAAAGUGGAAAAGGAACAAGUAAAACCAAGAAGAAGCCAAAAGAAACAUUUUUUGGCUCUGUUAAAGAAACUUUUGAUGCGAUGAAAAAUUCCACAAAGGAGUUUGUAAGACACCAUAAAGAAAAGAUUAAACAGGCUAAAGAAGCAGUGAAAGAAAACCUGAAAAAAUUCUCUGAUUCUGUGAAGUCUACAUUCAGACACUUCAAGGAUACUACCAAAAAUAUCUUUGAUGAAAAGGAGAAGAAGCCUGGUGAUAAAAGAUAUGAGGCAAACAAAAAAGCAAGAACUGUUUAUCGGGAAUAUAAACCUCACGAGUGUUACAAGCAUAUGCACCACAGAGGGCCUAGCAUGCAAAAUGAUUUCAAAGAAGGAAGAAAACAAAGACCAACUGAAUUUACAACAUUUGAGAAAGAUACUAAUUCACAAAAAUGUCUCAAUGACCCGCUGUGUAACAGAAAACCUCGCUCUGUCCUAAAGGGCUGCUCUGGUAUUUUUGAGUGUGCUCAUCAGGAAUUCAUUAGCCUCUUUAACAAGGUAUUGGACCCUAUUAGGGUGGAUGAAUUUAAUCAGUUAAUACAAAAGUAUUUACAGCAAGAAGUAGACAAUUUCCAUCACUGGAGAGAACUAGAGAAUUUCAUUAAUAAGUUUUUCCAUAAUGGGGUCUUUAUACAUGACCAGAUGCUGUUCACUGACUUUGUUAAUGAUAUUAAGGAUUAUCUUGAAGAAAUGAAGGAGUACCAAAAUGAUGAUGAAGAGGUGUUUGAAGAUUUGGAUAAAUACAUUUACAGAUACUACUUCCACUACAAUAAUUCACCUCAGUUUGGACCCAGUCAACCUUCCAAAAGACCUUCAUUCAUACAAAGUGAAAAUUCCAGACAUGAAAAACAAGCGCAAAAGUACCAUCAGCGUAAUAAAAGAGAAGGUAAAUGGCAUAAACAUGGUCGCACUAAUGGAAGACACAUGGCAAAUCUUGAAAUAGAAUUGGGGCAGUUGCCUUUUGAUCCAAAAUACUAAGUAAUUUAUAUGUGGUAAAAACAUGAAGAUUCAAGCAAAUGAUUUCUAUCCUCACCGGAAAUUUUUUUCAACCAAGUGGCAAGAUGCAAGGUUUUUCUCUAAAUAGUUUGGUAUUUACAUGGUUGUUCAAAAGCAUCAGUUGAGCUUUCUAACAUGCAUAUUCUAUAGUGUUGCUUUGGUUGCAGGUGCACUAUUACAGAAACUAGGCAUGUAAUGACUUGUGUAUGAAAAUAAGCUUAAUUGCAUUCCAUUAGUAUAGUUCCAAUUUGAGUCAUACAUAGGCUAGAUACAGAUGUUCAAAAAGCCUAAGGCAGAAUCAUUCUAAAUUAUGUGGUUUUCUUUAAGUGGUGUAGUUUAGAUUGUAGCAAACAGAACACACAUUCACCCUUUGUUGGGGGGAAUCAAAUAUUAGACCAGGUUCUGCCAUUUUUAAAUCAGUCAGUGAGUGGCAAACUUCUGUUCUGUUACAGGUACAGACCUGUUUCUGAUCACUUAUACCAGUAACAGUGUAAUGUCUGUACCUGGCCAUAAUGUACAAGUCAUUAACACUGAUGUUUGGUGUACUAACUUCAUCUCAUCCUUCAGAAUGUAGGUCUAGAUUAUGGUAAUGCAUCUCAGUGUUUUGUAAUCUUAUACUUGCUUCUUGUCUUUUUUUGGGGGUUCAAGAGCCUGUUGACUUGUGAAGAAUUUGCUGUGCUGCAUUCUAAUCAGCUUGCUGACUUAUGCACUUGAAAUUUCUUGCCCAUCUGCAUAUUGUGGAAGAAAAAUAAAGAAACAUUGUGGGUAAAAAA